GGCGAUAAAUUUGAUUGGAAACUGGUCAUAUGGGCUGCCAAACCUGGACUGAAGGUGAAAGAUGUCAUCUUCCCUGUUCAAACAUUGCAGCGAACACCCUCUGCAAGCAGACGCUGCUCGGUCAACUUUUGUUUCGUCCACCCGCCUCGCACGGCUUCUUUUUUUUUUUUUUACGCCACUACAACAAGCUCUAUCUUCCACUAUUAGAGUUUUUUCUCCAGAUUUUGCUUCCCAUAGCAGAUUUGUCGGCCUGCCUAGGGUUCUGCUUUAUAAAAUGACCCGAGGUGGAGAACUGGUUAUGCUGGGUAGACCGUCCCGAAUAUCCAGAUGUAGUAAACGCCACCACCAAUAUGAGCCCCCAAAAUAUCGCUUCCUCCAAAUUGUCAACAGAAAUGAAUGACCUUGGUGCGAAAGGCCCCAAAGUUUUAAAACUGCGCUGAAGUCUGCUUACGAU
Messenger RNA from Umbelopsis ramanniana AG, 454 nucleotides. RefSeq lists its product as uncharacterized. The record is from RefSeq and is a predicted model, not a curated record. Bases 62 to 400 code for a protein of 112 amino acids. NCBI's taxonomy places the organism in Eukaryota, Fungi, Mucoromycota, Umbelopsidomycetes, Umbelopsidales, Umbelopsidaceae. The transcript has a single exon.